AGGGCAGAAUCUAGCGAAAGAGAGAAUCCACUACCUCCUCUCAUUCUCUUCUUCUUCUUCUCAGUGCCGCCACAAAACCCUAAUUCGAAGAAGAAGCAAGAGAGCAACCCCAAAUUCGAAUCAGGUCACACGAUAUCUUUAGCUUGGCUCUGAAUUCUUGGUAUUUGCAUUGGGUUACAAGUGACAACAAUCCCCCCAAUGGCUGACGAUGCGGCACAAUUAGGUUCCCAACUAGCGGAAACAGCCUUAAACGAAUCUGUCUCCGACCUGAAAGCUGAAUUUUCUGACAGAGUUCCCAUAAAGUCCAUAAUAUCACGACCAGACGGGGGGUCUGCGUUUGCCGGGCAGAAGGUCCGGGUUGGUGGUUGGGUGAAGACGGGUCGGAAGGCAGACAAGGAUGCAUUUGCAUUUCUGGAACUUAAUGAUGGAUCAUGUCCGGGCAACUUGCAGGUAAUUGUGCAAGCAGAUAAGGGCGACCUUGGCCAGCUUGUGCCAACUGGUACAUGUGUGGUUGUGGAAGGCGAGCUUAAGCUGCCACCAGCUGGGGUCAAGCAGAAGGUGGAGCUUAGAGUUGAGGAGGUUCUCCAUUUAGGUCCAGUUGACCCUCUUAAAUAUCCGCUGCACAAGGGCAAGAUUUCCCUUGAGAGGUUGAGGGACGUUGUUCAUCUGCGUCCCAGAACUAACACCAUCUCUGCAGUUGCCCGCAUCAGAGAUGACCUGGCAUAUGCAACUCAUACAUUUUUUCGUAAGCAUGGCUUCCGUUAUGUGCACACUCCAAUUAUCACCACCAGUGAUUGUGAGGGUGCUGGCGAGAUGUUCCAAGUGACGACAUUGAUUAGUGAAGGUGAAAGGUUGGAGAGGGAACUGAUUAAGAACCCACCCCCAUCCGAAGCAGACGUGGAAGCUGCCAACUUAAUUGUCACGGAAAAAGGAGAUGCUGUUUCACAGCUGAAAUCUGCUAAAGCAAGUAAGGAUGAGAUUGGUGCUGCUGUGGCUGAACUUAAAAGGGCGAAGGAGAACGUAUUGAAGCUGCAGGAGAGAGCGAAGCUUCAGCCUGGAAUCCCCAAAAAGGAUGGGAAGGUUGACUACACUCAAGAUUUCUUUGCCCGUCAAGCUUUUCUAACUGUUUCUGGGCAACUCCAAGUGGAAUCUUAUGCGUGUGCUAUUAGUAGCGUGUAUACAUUUGGGCCUACUUUUCGAGCUGAGAAUUCACAUACUUCACGGCAUUUGGCAGAAUUCUGGAUGGUGGAGCCUGAAUUAGCAUUUGCAGAGCUCAAGGAUGACAUGAACUGUGCAGAGGCAUAUGUAAAAUUUUUGUGCAAGUGGUUACUUGACAACUGCUAUGACGAUAUGGAGUUUUUUUCUCGGCAAUAUGAUAAAACUUGCAUAGAGCGUCUCAGAAUGGUUGCAUCCACACCGUUUGAACGGAUUACAUAUACAGAAGCUGUGGAACUGCUCAUUGAUGCUGUGAAAAAUGGCAAGAAGUUUGAGAAUCCUGUGGAGUGGGGGAUUGACUUGGCAUCUGAACAUGAAAGAUUCUUAACAGAGGUGAAAUUUCAGAAGCCUGUUAUUGUGUACAACUACCCAAAAGGGAUCAAAGCUUUCUACAUGAGACUCAAUGAUGAUAACAAGACAGUGGCUGCUAUGGAUGUUCUUGUACCAAAGGUGGGAGAAUUGAUAGGGGGUAGUCAAAGGGAAGAACGUUAUGACGUUAUUCAUAGCAGGAUUGCAGAGAUGGAUCUGCCUAUUGAGCCAUACGAGUGGUAUCUUGACUUGCGGCGCUUUGGAACGGCCAAGCAUUCCGGUUUUGGUUUAGGGUUUGAGCGGAUGGUUUUGUUUGCUACUGGCAUGGACAAUAUCAGAGAUGUUAUUCCAUUCCCUAGAUUUCCUGGAAGAGCAGAUCUUUAAGAGCUGUAGUCUAGUCUAUAGGUUUGAUGGGUAUAUUCGAAUUUGUUUUCUGUUGGUCUGGGUUGGCUUUCUCUAGGUUAACCACCGUAUGUCUCAGUAAAAUUCCAAAGUUUAGACUAUUGUAUACUUCUUUUUCCUGAAUUUAUGGUAUUUUGACUAGCAAAUUUCUGCACCCUGCGAUUCCUCAGUUCAUAUGGUUUUGCUUUCAAUUGUUUUCGGCUACUGGACCUAUUUUGAAAUUGAU
Molecule: messenger RNA, 2152 nt
Organism: Fragaria vesca subsp. vesca
Lineage: Eukaryota; Viridiplantae; Streptophyta; Magnoliopsida; Rosales; Rosaceae
Product: asparagine--tRNA ligase, cytoplasmic 1-like
Exons: 6
Coding region: 199-1908 (569 amino acids)
Biological process (GO): asparaginyl-tRNA aminoacylation
Cellular component (GO): mitochondrion
Molecular function (GO): ATP binding; asparagine-tRNA ligase activity; nucleic acid binding
Source: RefSeq, a predicted model, not a curated record